This is a messenger RNA of Vitis vinifera (wine grape), 1128 nucleotides long. RefSeq names its product rust resistance kinase Lr10-like. The record is from RefSeq and is a predicted model, not a curated record. Gene Ontology annotation, biological process: protein phosphorylation. Lineage: Eukaryota; Viridiplantae; Streptophyta; Magnoliopsida; Vitales; Vitaceae. The transcript has a single exon. Gene Ontology annotation, molecular function: ATP binding; protein kinase activity. The coding region runs from base 1 to 1128 and encodes 375 amino acids.
AUGGGAGCAAGAGGCGUGGUGGCAAUAAUGGGCCUGCUUACCCAUUGGAUCCACAUGUUUCAAAGAAGAUAUUUAUCAUUGGAUGAUAGUAUUGAAGAGUUCCUACGAAGGCACAAAAAUCUCCAACCAAUCAGAUACUCGUAUUCAGAUAUAAAAAGAAUGACUAGUGGUUUUCAGAAUAAAUUAGGGCAAGGAGGAUUCGGCACUGUAUAUAAAGGAAAGCUUCGGAAUGGCCACAUGGUAGCUGUAAAAAUGUGCAAUGUGUCAAAAGCUAAUGGCCAAGAUUUUAUCAAUGAAGUUGCAACAAUCGGAAGGAUUCAUCAUGCCAACGUAGUGCGACUCAUUGGAUUUUGUGUAGAGGGGUCAAAAUGGGCCCUUUUAUACGACUUUAUGCCAAAUGGUUCUCUUGAUAAGGUUGUUUUUCUUGAUCAAGAAAGGAGCACUCUUUUAAGUUGGGACAGAUUGUACAAGAUUGCUCUUGGAGUGGGACGUGGGAUUGAAUACUUACAUCAAGGUUGUGAUAUGCAAAUCCUGCAUUUUGAUAUUAAACCACACAACAUUCUUCUUGAUCAAAAUUUCAACCCAAAAGUGUCUGAUUUUGGCCUUGCGAAAUUGUAUUCAACAGAUAAAAAUACUGUCACUUUCACCAUAGCUAGAGGAACACUGGGAUAUAUUGCUCCUGAAUUAUUUUACCAAAACAUUGGAGGUGUCUCAUAUAAAGCCGAUGUUUACAGUUUCGGAAUGUUGCUAUUGGAAAUGGUGGGGAGAAGAAGAAAUGUUAAGGUACAUGCAGAGCACUCGAGUCAGAUAUAUUUUUCAUCAUGGAUUUAUGACAAAUUUCAUCAAGAAAAGGAUGUAGAAGUGAGAGAUGCCACUGAAGAUGAAAAGAGAUUGAUAAAGAAGAUGGUGAUAGUUGCACUAUGGUGUAUACAAAUGAAGCCCACAGACCGUCCUUCUAUGAGCAAAGCACUAGAAAUGUUGGAAGGUGAUGUUGAACUUCUGUCGAUGCCUCUUAAGCCUACUGUACAUCCCAUGGAAAUAUCAGAUGAGGAUCGCAUGAGUAUUCCAAUAGGGGUACCAAUUUCCUCACGUAAUGGCAUGGAUGCUGUUUCCUUAGAUGGAAGUUAG